AUGAUGUACGUUGAUCCGACUUCGCAGUAUAAAUUCGUUGCAAAAAGCGCGCCACACGUAGUUACUUCUGAAACGACGGGUUCAAAUAUUGCAAAUGACAUUGCAACCGUUUCAGCUGCUGAGAACAUUGCUCCGAGUACGAUUCAAGCACCACCAAAUGAUGCUACCCAUUUUCAAGCACCAGAACACGCACAAAAACAAGCUACCUUGGCUCAAAAUGCUGCUAGUACGGCUGUGCCAAUGUCACCCAGUCAGGUAGCUCCACCGGUGGGACAAGUGAAUGUUGGACAGGGACAAGCAGCCGGGGCGGCGGGGGUACCUGGUCAAGGUCUAACCUAUGAUGGUAAACGGAUGAGAAAAACUAUGCAGAGAAGAACCGUCGACUACAAUUCAUCUGUCAUCCGUUUUUUAGAGGUAUGGGAAUAGAGAUGUGCAUUGAAUCGGAUUGGCCUCUUUGAAUAUGCAGGUUUCUCCAGUUUCCGAAUCCGAUCCAGUCUGAAGCUGGAAAAUGUAGUUUACUUCCCUUGACAAGUAAAAUUGUCUGGUGUAAAGGCCUGAAUCCACAGGCCUGACUGGAAAGUUUGGAAAUUGCUCGCCUGAGAUUUAGAAAAUUUAAUAGUAAAUAUAUAGAAAGCAUCAAAAUUGCGUGCCGGAGAUAUCCGCCGCGUGAUACAAACUUUCCACACUUGGUCCACGGGUACUUUCUGUGAAGUGCGAAAAAAUUUUGUGUGAAAUGAAUUAGGUGCAUGCCCAGUAAAUACAAUUUAGGAAGAAAUUUCGCUUCACCAGUCAGUAGAAGUCAGUUCUACUCACGGCAAAAGCAAAAGCAGUUCUACUCAUGGCAAAAGCAAAUAAAGUGGCCAAAUUCAACAAACAGAGUAAAAUAAUAAAGUAGGGCGCAAAUUAUGAAUGGAUUAAAUUAGGCUUGGGCGGUUAACCGGUUUUGUUCGGUUUUCUUUUUAAAACCGGUUUUCAUUUCCAAUAACCGAAAAAUCGGUUUUUCGUUUAUAUCUUUUUUUCAUGAUCUUAAAGAAUUAGUGUCACACCAGGAAUUCGCAGGCUCAAACUCCUGCUGGCGGCCAUUUUUCGGGACGAAUAGAUUAGAUGAUCUGGAAAGUUUUUACAAUCCGCCAUACGUUUAAACCAUCCUUUUAUAAUCCUUGCUCUUUUUGUCUGAUUUGUAUGAGAAAUGCACCAAACAAGGUAUUUUUAUCGCUAUUUGUUGUAUUUGAGUAAAAUGUAAACAAUAACAAAAGCCCGCAAUGCAUGACCCUGACACUAAUCCUUUAAAAGUGUGCAAAUACUAUUUUUUGCAAGAAAUGCUGUACAGAACCCUCGCCUAAGUACAGUAGACAAAGUAUUUUCUUAAAAACAUGAGCAGACAAAUCAGCUGGUCACCUAAAAGUUAUCACGUAAUGGUUCACACGUUUCUAGCAUUCUCGUGCAUUUCCUCCGGAUUUGAGAGUGAGUUACUGUAGGUCUUACGAAAUCAUACCAAGACAGUGGUUAAGUUAGAAUUUCCAAAAAAUCCUAUGUUAGAAAAUUAAAAAGUCGGAAAAACCGGUUUUACGGUUUAAUUAACCGGUUUUAAGUCAGACGGUUUACCAGGAAACCGCCCAAGCCUAGAUUAAAUCUGAUCUGGUGGAAAAAAUUAUGAUCUGGUCCGGUGGAAAAAAAUGCAAUCUGAGUUGAAAUGGGUUGUUCCAGGAAAAAUCCAUACUCCCCCACGGAAGAAAUUUCUGCUGUCAGGGGGGAGGGGAGAAAAAAUGUUUCUGAUAAUAGUAAAUGUAUUAGGACAUCCGAAGGGGGUAGGGGGGUUAACUUCCUAUUUCCUCUGUGGGGGUGGUAUGGAUGUUUUCUGGAAUGACCCAAUAUUGUAAAGUUGCGAUCUGAUCUAAGAAAAUAGAUAUUAUAUAAUAUUGCUUUAAUUAUCUACCACCAUGCUAAAAACUAUUAAGCAGGGUUUGUAUGGGCCCUUAAAAAACCAUGAAAAAACCAACCAAACAUCCUUAAUUUUCACUCAAAACUCACUAUUGAAAAAUUAUUUAUUUCCUGUGAAAGUCCUUGUUUUCUUCGAAAUUCUACAACAGGCCACGCAAAAGAUAUCACGGUUUACUGCUGAUGAUAAACCAGCGUAUUUUUACAUGGCCUUAUGUUAUGAAAAAUCCUUAAAUUCAAUGUACCUACUGUAGCUGUGGUUAAACAGAAUAAAAACCAGCUAUUCUUCUUUCCAGAUGCAUCUGUAAUUUUUCAGUCAUAAAGAGGCAUGCAAUCAGUAAAUCUAUUUCAUGACCUACACACUUUAAUUUUUAGUAGUACCAAUUUUUGAAUAGAUUUCCUGGCAAUUGGUCCUUAAAAUCUUAAUAUAGAACCCGUUAUUGGAGAUUGCCUCUGUGGUCAGUCCCUGCCUGUGUUAUAUGUAAAUUUUGUCUAGUCCAAUUUAUGUCUGUUAUGUUCGGUGAAUCUUGUAAACAAAUUAAUAAAAUCACACCAUACAUGACAUCACAUAUUUCUAAUGAAAUGAAUAAUAUAAAGACUGUUAAUUAUCCAUGGUUAAAGGAAAGUUUAAUGGAGAUCUUGUGGACUCUCAAAUGUACAGUACAGAUUAGACCAUUGCAGAAAAUAUCCACACCUCCCCACUGACAAAAUGGCAACUUCACCCCUCCUCCUCCAUUAGGCCCCUUCCUUUCCAGAAUGCACAAAUUUCUGCCAUGGGGGGGGGAGGGGUUGUUUUGCAAUGACCCAAUACAUUUCCUCGUGAUGACACCAGCACCCUUGUGGAAAUUAGAGGGUGGAGCUUAAGAUAAGUGUAAUAUAUUUUGCCUUCAUAAAUGUUUUGGUUGCCAUCAGUGGCUUGUUUAGUGACACAGGAUAACUUCUUUCAUUGUCAUUGGCAGGCCUUGAAAUAAAUCUGGAUGUUAUACCUGUCAUUAUGACCGGUGGAUCACUAAAUUUACCGGUCACAGCGGAAUUUAGGUCAUUGUCACUCCUUAGCUUCUUUUUCCCCCUCCUCUUUCGCGUGACUCGUAAUUUUAGAAACAAUUGUGUAUUUUAAUUGUAUUUGUAUUUUAGUAGAAGUACAGUAUGGAGUUUAUCAAAGCUGUAGUAGUAAUCAUUACCGUACUAAUAACAUUAACAUUGUUUACUAGCAAAUUAAUAUAAGUCCCAAAGAACAACUGUAGUUUGAGUUGCGAGCAUGCUUUAAGGCUGCAUUCCAGUUACACGUUUUUCAUGUACGCAGGUAAAAGUUGAAAUCGCUUUACAUCCUACUUAUGAAAUAACUAAAUUUAUAAAAGGACAGCAUUCAGUUUUGUGUAUGAUUUAAUGUGUAUUAAUAUUGUUUAAAGAUUACGACUAUUUACAUAUGAGAAAAAAAAAUUAGUAAUGAAUACAAUUACAAUUUAGUAAAUAUUUACAGUUUAUACAAAAUAGAUCUUCGAUAUGGUUAGUAAGGUUAAGGUUAAGAAUCUGGGAAAAAAGAACAGAAGGAGUAGAAAAGUCAGCGUCUAGAAUAAUAUGUGCUGCACGCUUUUGCAGUCAAAGAAUGCUAAUAUACUUCUUAUGCUUGUAGAUAUCAAAAUAGUGCGAGGGCCGUAUGUUAGAUAACUUUUAUGGUUAAUACGUUUUCCCUUGUGAAAUAAAGUUUCUAUUCUAUUCUUCAAUUCAGUUUGGCUCGGAAAUAAGUCUGAAUGACACUUGUAAAUUAAGAUCAGCACAAUGUAUUAAUUCUGAAUGGUAAAUGUUGUGACUUGUGAAGAUAUUAAAUAAUUUGUGUCAUUCAUGUUUAUUUCCAAGCCAAAAUUAACUUGCUUGCCUAUAACAGUAGUAAGACUAAGACAAGUUAAGCCCGUUUUCUAAUUCACCAUUUUGCUUGCCACCCAGCGCUCAAUUACAUUAAUUAAACAACAUUUUUAUGCAUUACUCUGAUUCUCCAUUUAGCAUACAAGCCUCUAGUCCUGGACUAGGGUGCAUUUUGUUUACGUUGGACAAAGCUAUAGUUCGGUCGGACACCAAUACACUUGGGUGAUGGGUCGGACAAACAAUAAACCUCAUUUUCACUUAGGCAGGCUUUCUUGCCAUCCUACUUUUUCCUACUUUUCUUCAACUUUCCUACUUUUCCUAUUUUUUAUUAAAAAUUGCUUGAUUUUCCUACUUUUUCCUACUUUUUCUCAUAAAAUCCUACUUUUUUAAGACAGCUUGGGGAAUCAGUAUGUUAUAGCUCUCGUAAUUUGAUCUAUAGGACUCGUAAUUUUUAUUUCCUAUUUGUGUCCCAGAUCAUAAGAUCUCAGGAGAAGAAGUACAUUUUCCGAGUAUAAAAUUUCAUAGCAUCUCUAGAAUCAUAAUUAAUCAAUAAAUUAAUGAAGACUCCAACAACAGGGCCGUAGCAGGGCUGUAGCAAGUGGAGGGGGAGGGGGCUGGCGCAUACAGGGCCGUAGCAAGUGGAGGGGGGGCUGCAACCCCCCAAUAAUUUGCUAAUAAUAAAUUUUUUUUCAAAAUCAUGCAGACCUUUAUCAUUUAGUCCAUGACAAACUGCAAAGAAUGAAGAUAUUACCCAUACUUUUCUGCAACUUAUCUAAUAUAUAGUUAAUUAAAUACGUCUUCGCCCAUUUAGUACUACUAAAUUGUAAAUUUCGACAUACUAAAAUGCUGUUUUCUGACCAUUGGAAUUCUGUCAAAUCUUCCCCAAAGUCCAGGAAAUGGCAUUUCAGAGACUCUAAAUUUAAAGAUUUCCUUGGGCCUUCGGCGGCCCUCGCUUUCAGCCUCCCCCCCCCCCCAAUCGAAAAGAGCUUCCUACGGCCCUGAUAUAUGCUCCUGCCGCAGUGUGGAUUGGUGCAUUGUGUAGCCCAAUACAUGCAUUUGAAUUGUGUUGCUGCAGAGCCGAUGCCUUAGCUUUUAUACCUAUACAAUUUAAAAGUUUUGAGAAAAAAAUCCUGCAUAGAUGAAUGAGUACAUAAAAAUAUUGAGCACCAAAAAUUCACACAACUUCCCCAUCAGAUAUCUAAUGGUCUACCCCUUACCACAUAUAUCCUAGGGGGGCCAAUUUUGUAUAUUUUUGUGUUAUUUGCAUCUCCAAAACUCCUACUUUUCUCCUACUUUUCUACACAUUUUCCUACUUUAUUCCUACUUUUCCUAAAAUUCUAGUCCUACUUUUGUCCUACUUUUCUACACAAGGAUGCCAGAAAGCCUGAGUUUACGUUUGGCGUAUAAAUUCCAUACUUGAACUGCUACGAGGGCUUGUAGUCGUUAAAGCAUGAAAUUAGAGACCUUAAGAUUGACGUUUACGGCAAACGUCAAACCGCUAGCGAAGGUUUUGAUUUUACAACUCUAUGAUUAUAGCUUUCACACCAGUUUUGAAAUAUGUUAAACUUAUUAAACUUGUGCUCUUUAUCAAUGAUUUAAGAAAGCAAAUUAACCACUAGUCAUGCCAUUCACCAAAGCAGUAAAUUAAGAUUUGGCGUUUGAAGUUGACGUUUGGCGUAUAAAUUUCAUGCUUUAACGACUACAAGCCCUCGUAGCAGUUCAAGCAUGAAAUUUAUACGCCAAACGUCAACUUCAAACGCCAAAUCUUAAUUCAUUGCUUUGGUGAAUGGCAUGACUAGUGGUUAAUUUGCUUUCUUUAAAUCAUUGAUAAAGAGCACAAGUUUAAUAAGUUUAACAUAUUUCAAAACUGGUGUAAAAGCUAUAAUAAUAGAGUUGUAAAAUCAAAACCUUCGCUAGCGGUUUGACGUUUGCCGUAAACGUCAAUCUUAAGGUCUCUAUUUAUACGCCAAGCGUAAACUUCAAACGCCAAAUCUUAAUUUACUGCUUUGGUGAAUACAUGACUACUGGUUAAUUUGCUUUCUUAAAUCAUUCCUAAAGAGCACAAGUUUAAUAAUUGUUUAACAUAUUUCAAAAUUGGUGUAAAAAUAUUAUAAUAGAGUUGUAAAAUCAAAAACUUCGUUAGCGGUUUGACGUUUGCCGUAAACGUCAAUCUUAAGGUAUCUAAUGUCCGUGACCGUCCGGUAUUUUUAGGCCCGAGGAUAUAACUAUUGGGCUGCCACUGUAUCCAGUAUAUACUCUUGCAUUAGCUUUAGAAAAUGAGACAGAGGCGGACAUCUCAUCAGAAUCUGUAGUUUGUUGAUAUUAAGAUGUCAUUCACUUACAGCAACUUUAAUACAUAAAUUUUUACCCUUUUUAGACUAGAAAAUGGUUCAAGAGCUCAAGAAAUCAGCAUGCUUUACAACCUCAAGAAAUUUAUAAUGUUGAUGUAAGGAGAGAUAUUUUUAUAGUAAUGGUUAUUAUAACAAGAAUAAACAAUAGCAGUAACAAAAUAAUUAGAGCUGCUCUUGAAGCUGUGUGCCGGAGCUCCGGCAGCGGGGGUUGGAAAACUCCGGCAGACAAAAUUAUGAAAAAUUAUUUCAUAUUUCAACGAACAUUUGGCAUUAAAUGGGAAAAUCAAGUUGUUGUUUACUAAUAUAUUACUAUUUAUAUGUUGUUUUACUAUAUACUACUAUGUGGUAUACUAUUAAUAGUGUUGUAAAAAGGUUUUUUAAAAAAAAGAUAAAUUCUGAAAUUACACUGAAAUACUUUCGCCUGCUUCCACUUUUAAAUAUGGAAUUUCCUUAAAAAUUUCUUGUGGAGCCGGAGUUUUGACUGCCGGAGCCAGUGCCGGAGCCCUGCUCUGUAAAUUGUAUAAUUUAUCAUUAUAAAAAUAAUAUGUGAAAUACAUAUUUUCCAGGUGGUCCCACCAUGUGGUUACAUAAAAAAUCCAAUGAAUUCUGUUACAACAAAAUUUGUACGCACAUCAACUAACAAACUUCGAUGUCCCAUAUUUUGUGUUGUGGUGAGCGUCCUUCAAUUAUUUUUUAUGUAUAAUUUUAUUGUGUACUAUGUUGUAUUAUAAUAUAUUAUCAUUUUCUUAUCAACCUUUUCACUUAUUUCCCCUUUAGUGGACUCCUGAAGGGCGUCGUUUAGUUACAGGCGCAUCCAGUGGUGAAUUCACAUUAUGGAAUGGCCUGACAUUCAACUUUGAAACAAUUUUACAGGUAGGAAGCAUGAAGGAACUCGAUUGUACCAUACUAGGUUGUGCUUGAAAUUUGCAGUAUCCCGAUAUCGAAGGGAUACCGGAUUUUAAGUUUGGAUACUGGACAUCACAAGCUCAGUAUCCAUUGGGAUAGUAAAUAAGUUAAUGUACAACGCCAGGCAUUCUCUGAUAUCUACCUAUGCAGGAAGUUGUAUAGUUUAUUAUCUAACUUAUACAGGAAUUUUUAUUUUUGGAUUUUGAUGCCAGGAUGAGAAGUGUAUUUUCUAGGCCUGUGAGAAAUAUAUUUUUCUUUACCACCAUUUAGGCCCACGACCGAGCUGUGCGCUCAAUGGUGUGGAGUCAUAAUGAUCUGUGGUUAUUGACUGGUGAUCAUGGUGGCUUUGUGAAAUACUGGCAGUCAAAUAUGAACAAUGUGAAGAUGUAUGAAGCACAUAAAGAACCUGUACGCGGACUAAGGUGGGCAUGGAACUCCAGUAUUACACAUUCCAACUGGAUUUCAUUUUUCAUAGCUAUAAUUUUAUUUCUUUACCAUAAGGUUAUAGUAGUUAAAAUUUUUAAAGUUAAUUCUUUAGUUUUCUUAGUUUAUUAUAAAAUUUUAAUUUUUAGACUUAUCUUUAUGGUAUUUUUAAUGAGUAGAUUUGAAAUUGAAAUAAAGGGAAUUAUUGAUAGAUACAGAUUAAAAGGACUUUUUUUAUUGUGAAUCUCUCAUAGAAUAGCUGUCAUCUUACAUGUAAUAUCUAAUAGAACUGUAUUUGUUAUUUUGGCAGAUGACUGGAAUUCUGUGAAUUAUUUAUAAUGAAAUUUGUCCAUUUUAAUCUUUAUACAAUAAAGCUUUAAAAUAUAUUACACAACAUCGAAGUUAGAACUAACUCCCAGAACCCCAAGCCGCUUUUUAUUCAAAUAUUUCUUCUUGCCAGUUGCCAGGUUUAGAAUGCAUCUGGUAGAUAAGAACUUUCCUGUUCCAUCAAGUUUCCACAGAUAUAUAAAUCAUUUUUAUAUCUAUUGUUUCUUGUACAGAUUGCCAUUUCUUAUUUCAUCCCGCGGAAAAGUGAUUGCAUAAAUUCAUCAUAAUAUACGACUCUUUUAACAUUCUUUGCCGGUAAUUAAUACUUCACAAACUCUUGUGCAAAUUAUUCUGAUGGACAUGCAUAAUCUUAACUUUGGAGAAUGUGUGAUUCUUUUUGCAUUCUUUGCCAGCAAUACUUAACAGAUUCUAGUGCGAAUUCUUCCAAUGGACAUGCAUAAUUUCAAUUUAACGGUACAGAAUAUCAUGCGAUUUUAUGAAAAACAAUUGUAUGAUAAUAUUACAGUAUUUUAACAUCUUUCUCGUACUUAUAUAUCUUCAAAUAUAUUCAGUAUACGUGGGGUAAAAAUACGAAAAUGAAAUACUUUGAAUGUUCUUCGUUUUCCAACUCUUUGUGAAACAAUUAGUUUGUUUUUCUCAGCCUCCUUCUUUGCCUUUUGUGGAAUUGUAGUCUGUACAGUAUUUGUGUUGCUGUGCUGUGGCUUAUUUAUCAUAAUUGUUCUUGAUAUUAUAAUAUUUCUUGAUAUUAUAAUAUUUCCUUAUAGAGAUUUACCAAAGAUUCUGAAUACCUGCAUGCCAACUUAUGUAAACUUGCCAACAUAGAUGGAUUUUCAGAUUUUGCUCUAGGAAGCGGGAGUUGAUUGAUGAGAUGCGUAGCACCGCCGGACAAGCUGCAGCAGGGGGGUCUGGGGCCACAGUUGUUAAUGGGUACCCAGGAAAUUUUGAGACUUGGUCUUAUUUAGUUCAAAAUCCUUGUGAGCAUUUAAAUUUCUGGAGAAGGGCUUUGGGGAGUCAAAAUAUUUUGGGGGAUGCGCACUCCCCUGCACCCCCACAACCCGUCUAUGCUUGCCAAGUGAUUUUGACUGUUGUCGAUUUCGGCAUACUUUUCAAAGCGCAAUUUCCAAGUUUGUGGUGAGUAUUCCCAAUUAUGUUUCUAAAUUUGGCAUAUUGAGCGUGGAAGUAGCAAAGCCAACUUCGCAAGUUGCUUACUUAGGUCAAAUUUAAAUAAUAGUUGGUUUCAGGUUUCCGACCGACCUGUCAAAAAUAUGACCGACCAUAAACAUUUUAUUGACAUUUCCCAGUAGAGAAAAUCUUUUCGUAAAUAGCAGAAUAUAUAAAUAGUCAUCAGACUCAUUUGUCUACAAAUUAUUUUGUUUGCUUAUAAUUUAAUCAUUAUCUAGUCAUGUUAAUCAUAGUUUUACACAAAGAACAGUUGAACAAAAUAUUAAAAACUUGCAUUAUUCUCAGUAUUCUGACAUGGGAUCUAUGGCUGAAAAUGCCUUGAUGCGAAACACAUGUAAAAACAAUAAAAACAAAGAGUUUAUAAUGAGUUUUAACUUAUAUUUAUUGCAUACUUGAUAUAAAAUAUUUUUUUUAAAUAAAAUGUUUUUCCGACCUACCUACCCAUAUAGAACAUGGCUGUGAAACAUGAAACCAACUAUUUUUUUUAUUUGGCCUUACGUACCGAAUUACUGAACUAAAGUACCGAAGUAAUGGACAUAAACUCGUAAUUUGCAUUGUUUUAUUCAUAGGCGUACGGGACGGGAAAAAAUUAGGGGGCGGAAAGAAAUGUUCCCGACUUUUUCGCAUUGUGCCCGACCAGUGGCGAAAAUUUUUUUUCCGGAACAAUUAAUUUUGGCGACCCCCCCCCCCCAGUCGCCAAAAAAAUUUCGAUCAGUGUACCAUUUUAGGAGUCCAAAAAAUUUUCGGACAUACCUAAAUUUUUCGGAACAUCCAAAAAAAAUUCCCAAAAUUUACAUAAUUUCCCGCAAAAUUGACAGAAUUUGUCCCAUUUUAUUUUAUAAUAACCUAAUAUUGCCCGACUGUGAAGCGAAUAUUGCCCAACUGGCUUUCUUUGCCCAACCAACUGGGGUUAUUAUUAAGAGAGAUUUUAUCGCUUUGACCACUUUUUGCCCGACUUUUGCCCGACUUUUGUUGAACAUUUGCCCGACUUUUCGACUUUGUAAUCCUUUUGGCGGGGGGCAGCUGCUUCCGUCCCGUACGCCUAUGGUUUUAAUAACAUGGCCAACAUAUUUGACAUAUUUAAAGGUUUUAAGAAAUACGUUUAAUUUGUUGGCUAUAUUAGUAAAACGUUGCAAAAUGAAGAGUUAAUGUUCAAUACAUCUGUAUUUUAGUUCAGUACUUCGGUACUUUAGUAAGCAACUUGGGAAGUCAGCUUUGCAACUUUCACGGCCAAUAUUCCAAAUUUAUUGAGAAAUGCAAUUGUGGAUAUUCACAACUAACUUGGGAACCGCGGUUUGGAACGUGUCCUGAAAUUGACAAUCAUAUACUGAAAUUUUCCCAAUCAAACGUUAAUAUUGCCGACUUUAUUAUUAAUAAUCCGCCCUUUACAUAAAUCUAUAAAGUUUUUUAGACAUGAACAUGUCGACUGGAAUUUUUUAUUUACUAAAACGACGUAUUAACAGUCCCCAAUUUCUUGAUACUUCAAUAAACCCCCAACAUUGCAUUGUAUAACAUAGAGCUGGCUGAGGUUUCUGGAUUAAGUUCUAAAGGGCUUUGUCAGUUUGUCUUUGGGAGGAUUUUCCGGAAUUCCGAGGUAAAUCAGGCGUAGAAUAAAUAUUUCACUUUCUGGGACCGCAAGAGAACAUUGAAAAAUUUUCUGCGAAUAAUCAAGUAAAUCGACACUCGCACGCUGUAACUGUGUAACACUAACAAGUUGUCAAACUUAAUGUCAUGCCAUAUUUUAAGGUAUAUAACAUAAAACUAAUUUAGAUCACAUACUUCAGGGGACUGAUCCUAAGUUAAAUUUACAGAUGCCAAAAAUGGGUACUACUAGGGAGAUCUGGGGACAUGGUGCCCCAGAAAAUUUUGAAAAUCAGGUGUCUCAGACUCCAUCUUGGAAUAUUUUCUGGGAACUCAAAACAUUUUCUGGGACCAUGGAUAAUAAAAUAAAUGGAUAGGAAACUAGCUGACGUGACCUAAUGUUUUCAAUGGGCUGAUGGCGUGGAUGGAUGUCCCAACCUAGUUGAAAACCAAAUUCUCAAAAACGGCAUGUUUAGCAAUAAUACAGCUAAACAAUUUAGUCAAAGAGCAAAUAAAUAUACCCACGCCAUUCUACGAUGAAAACUCUUAGUUUUCCCAGUCAGUUUUAGCAAAUAUUUCAAGCACUAAACAGUGAAAAAUACAUCACAAAUUUCGUUAAAAUUUGUGACGCCAAUUUCGUAGCUACAAAUGUAAAAAAAAAUGCAAAGCAAAGACGAAAAACAUUUACCUUGAAUACUUAGUCGUGGCUUAGGCAUGUUUUUAAAACAAUUAGACCAGUUUAUGCUUCAAUAUCACCCUUUUAAAGUGGAAAAUAUAGCAAAACAACAAAAAUGCCGAGAACUUUGGUAAUAUUCGCAAUACGAGUGACGUCACGUUUUUCAACAAGGUUGCGGCCAAUGACGUCAGAAGUUUCCUAUCCAGUUAUUUUACAAUCCAUGCUGGGACCAAUGGUCCCAUGGUCCGAUACGUUUUCCACCCCUGCCGAGGUUAGUGCCCAGGACAGCUUGCUCUCGCCAAUGUUAUUUUCUAUUUUUUCAAGACCAUGACCAUAUAACUCUCGCACAUGUUUCCGAAACAUUGGUCAUUCUAUUUACACUCCUAUUUGUAAUUUGCCUUAAAAAAUAGCACGAUUUGCAUGUUCAUGUAAUGUGAAAAGAAAUUAAAUGCGUUAAAUAUUGGGCCAUUUCAACAUCUUAUAUCCAUCCAUCUAUUUUAAUCAAGUCCAAGCCAAACCUGGCACUAUAACUUUUAAAACGGGAUUUUGCAUAACACUUAAUAAGCAUAAUAAUACGCGCCAUUCAGUCACGAUUCCGCUGGUCACAAUGUUUCAGCCCCCCAUUGUUUUGAAAAUCCCAUAGUUCUUCAAGCCGUCUAGUCACUCCUUGUUUUGACGUAUUUUAUUACAUGUAUUCUGCGUGUGAGGGGGAAUUGAACUUGGGCAAAUUAUAAACCUAAAUAUAAGAUAAUAGUCGAAAAUACAAGAAAUGAGUAAGGUUUGCAAAAUUUCUUUAAGCCCUUCGAAAAUCCCCCUCCCCCGACAAGAAUUUUGGCAAUUUUACACGGAACAUUUUUUUGAUAAAUCGCGCAAAAUGCAAAAAAGUCGGGCAAAUUACCUUCAGCCCCCCUAUUUUUUUCCUUCCCGUACGCAUAUGGUAUUCUGCAUAAUUGUUUCGUAAUCAUUUCGUUUCACUGCAUCUGCUUCUAUUAUUCAAUCUUAAAUAUUUCCAUUUUGCUAUAGUCCAACAAUAACUGAUUCUUUCUUGCCCGUCUGAAGCGUAUUUCACAUUCAAUUGGUUGGAUUGCUUUAAUGUAUUAUUUACUAGUCGUUCGUUUUGCAUUAUUUUUGUUCUGUGCAUGUAUUUUGGUCUGUUAUUGUAUAUACAGUGCCGUAGUCCAUGUGAUGUGGGUUUCCUGGGUAAAUAAAUUUUCCUGGAUAAUUGUAAUUUUCCUGGAUAAUUGUAAUUUAUGACAUUACAGCUUCCAAUAUUUGGGUACCAUAACAAAAGAAUUUUAAACAAUGGCAUUUAGUAUUUUUACACAAGUGAAUAUAAGAAAUCCGACGUGGUGAUUGGUAAAAUUUGACGUGAUAUUUCCGUUUUGUGGAAAUCACAGAUACAGAAAAUAAGCGAAAUUAAAAUAAAUUCAGUCCCAAAAAAACACAAAAGACUUGUGUAAAAAUACUAAAACAAUUAUUCGCCUGAGGCUCGGUGAUUAUGUAAGAAUUAAUUACCGAGAAGGAGGGCUUUAUGCUAUAUACAGCCCCGAGAACGCGAAGCGUUCGAGGGCUUUAUAUAGCAUAAAGCCCGACAUUCGAGGUAAUUAACUGACUUAUUUCAUGAUUGAAGAGGUUUUCUAACAAAGUUUUAUUCUUUUUUUUCGAUUUCGACAAGUAUUUUUCUAGUUUUCUCGCUUAUUUCUUGACUAAUUAGGGCUUUAUGGUAUUCAAGGGCAUUAUGCUAUAUACAGCCCGCGGUACAUCAAAGAAAACCGAGUCAAUCAUGAAAUAACGGAGCAUAUCCACCUCGACUUUGUCUCGGUGAAUAUUCCCCGAUAAUUACCUCGCCUUUGGCGAAUAAUUGUUAAUUUUUUUUUUUUGGUGGGGGGGCAUACACUGCUCUUUCUAGUUUUUAUCUUUGCAGAAUAUAGUUUUUCUCGAUCCGAUCGCAAUUUCGCAUAUGUUUGCUGUCUCUUCGUUAAGUGUACUUAAUAUGUUAAGCAGUUUUUCAAGAAACUGUAAACAUCUUGAAUACGUGAUAAUGUGGGGCUAGGGGUUCCGCCAACACCGCUCUAUAUAGUUUUUCUCAUUGCACUACAUAGUUUUUCUCCAUCCGACAACAAAUUCGCUUCUUGUUCUGACGAUGGUCUGGUCAAAAUCUGGGAUUUUUACAGAUGUGCUGAGGAACGACAAUUAAAAGGUUGGUAGCUUUCCAUCUCCUAUAAUUCACGAGUAUUACUGAUUAUAACAAUGAAUUACGGUCGAAAACGCUGAUGCCUAUGGAGCCAAUUACGAAACGUGUAUCUCAGCUUCGUUUUUCGCCAGUGAAAUUCAAUAAACACUUAUUUACUGAGGGAAGCAGCAUGUUUUGCGAUCACGUGACCAUUGUAGAUGCCGAGACAGCUGACGACAACGACGAGCGGUCGAAGACACGCAAAACGCUGUUUCGCCAAGGACAAGGUUAAAAUCCCAAAUAUGAGAUGACAACAUUUUUCGCUUUCUUAAAAUUACGAUUUUAAAGUGAGGCAAAAGGUAGCCUUCAAAUUCAAUUCUGGUUAGUCUACCCGUUCAUUUGUUAUGCGAAAACAUAUCGCGAUUUUUGCCCCCAUUAACAGGAACUUUGAUACUGUCAUAUCGAGGUAGGGAUCGUAAAAGUAAACUGAAUACGUUCAAGUUGUUCACUCAAGUUGGCGCCGAAUGACACUGACGUAAUAAGUUCUUUGUAGGCGUGCAUGACGGUAAACAUCUCGGGAGGUGAGUGGGAACACCACACAUGAAAUUCAAACAUUUCGUGGACAAUUUACCACAAAAUCAUAAAAAGAAAUUCGGGCGAACAAUAUUAUUUAUCAUUUGUAAGUAAAGAUGAUUAAGUAAUAUAUAGCCUAGAGGAUUGUGUCUCUUGUUAAAAUUCCAUGCGUCUGAAACGAUCGAUGUUUUGUUAGGUCAUGGUGCAGAUGUAAAAUGCGUAGACUGGCAUCCAUCUAAAGGUAUUCUCGUGUCUGGCAGCAAGGACAGUCAACAACCUGUUAAACUUUGGGAUCCUAAGUCUGGAAAUAGUAUAACCACAUUGUGAGUAAAUAUUGCUAACUACUAGAACACAUGGUACUGUUGUUGUCGAUUUCAGGUCGUUUUUUCGAAUUGGUUUCUGGGCAGUUGCCAGACAGUUUGGCGCCAAACGCCUCCGUAGACGGGUUUUCCCUAUUUAUUUAUUGGAAUUAGGGGGUCGGCACGAAGCUCUAGGAAGAUGUUUUGUGAUUGGUUGAUUAUGACAAUGACAAUGACAAAAGAAUAAGCUAUAAAUUGAUUUUCUUAAGAACGAAGCAAGAACAAUAUUGCUUUUGUUUAUGUAAGCCAAUUACGUUAUUGUCAUAGUCAACCAGUCACAGAACAUCUUCCUAGAGCUUCGUGUUUACUGGAAUUAGGGUGCGAGCAAGCAAAAUUACUCGGCGUAGCAACUGUUACAAUGCUCAUAGUUGAAAGUUCAACGUUGACUUGUGAUGAAAAUUUCAUCGCGUCACAACACGCCUUAAUACUAGAAUUACGAAAGCCGUGAGGCGUUUUCCCAUUUCAUGUUGUAUAUGUCUUCAUCGCUUUCUAGACAUUGUCACAAGAGUACAGUAAUGGCAGCAAAAUGGAACAGUAAUGGUAAUUGGUUAGUGACUGGCUCACGAGACCAUCUGCUCAAGUUAUUUGAUAUCCGUAUGAUGAAAGAACUACAGACAUUCCGUGGACACAAGAAAGAAGCCACAGGUAAAAGAAGGUCGAUUAAAUAUCUCGUUUCGCUUUCUUAUCACCUCUGCAGAUCACCUUAUUUAACAUAACGAAAAAUAAAAAAUAUGCAUUGUGUAAUUUCAUAUGUAGUGGUGGCUUGGCAUCCUGUCCAUGAAACGUUGUUCGCAAGUGGAGGGUCCGAUGGCUCACUUAUGUUUUGGUUGACUGGGUACGGCUUUAUCUCAUUGUUUUUUAAUACUAUAAGAAUUUCAUCUGAUAGCUCCUUCCGGAAAGUACGUCACUUUGGCUAUAGAGCCUCGUUUUCGUGAUUGAGAUAUUUGGUUUUGAGCCUUUUAUCUUGUUACAGAUGACACGUUUACGAAAUCAUACAGUUAAAUAUCAGUGAAUAUGAAAGACCUGUUUAUAAUUAUGUCGUUAACAAGUUAAAGGCUCUAAAACUAGUGCCACAAUGGCUCUGUCGCCACUGCUAAGUACUUUCCGGAAAGGCGGAUUAUAUGUAUAAGAGUUAUUCACUCGUGUAGAUAAAUCUAGUGCCUAGAUACCUUUGUGUUGUUCUAUGCUUGUAUAAACUGGAACAGUAGUAAUUAGGCAUGUAAGUUAUCCAAAGUUGUAAAUUGGGUAUAAACAAACAGCCGAUUGUGUCUAUCCAUAAAAUGACAAUCAGAUUGAAGUCCUGGAUAUAAUUUAUAUGUAAUGUUGAUUUUUAGGGUGGACGAGAAAGCAGGCGGGAUGGAGAAAGCGCACGAAGGUAUUGUCUGGAGUCUGUCUUGGCAUCCUCUUGGGCACAUCCUUUGCUCCGGAUCCAACGAUCAUACAAGGUAAAAUUGAAUUGUGUGGCAACGUGCUACUCAUACGAAUAUACAUUAGAUUGUGCUACUAGUAAAUGUACUUUUUCUUCCAUUCUAGCAAAUUUUGGGCAAGAAACCGUCCUGGUGACGCGAUGACCGAUAAAUAUAACCUAGAUAUUCAAGGAAGUCAAGAGGAUGGAGAAUGUAGUACGUUUACGAAUGUUUUUGUUGCUGCAUGUUUAAAUAUUGUACUUUUGCAUUUACUAAUAUGGUGUUAUUUGAGCAAUUCGUUUUGACAUUGGAAAAUCUUAGCAUAUUAUGCUUUGUUACCAUUUUGUCACGGCUGUCGUGACCAAACCAUUGUCACCAAUGUGUAAUAGAUACAUCUUGUUUGUGUGCUGUGUGCAAUCAAUCUUAAUUGCAGAGUUAUAUCGACACUGUAUCAUACCGGUCAUUUUGGCAUGAUCACGACAUCCACCGCCUAAUGGAAACUAGGCAUGUGUCACUUUUUGGCUUGUCUUAACUGGAACCAAAGACAAUCCAGAAGACAAUAUGGAUGAUCCAAUUUGUCUUUUCUUUUGUCUAUGCUGAAACUGAGCAAACUAUGUGUAAUUCACGCUUUAAGAUAAAAUGUCGCAGUACUUUAUAUUGUUAAAUGUGAUUAGUUGUGGUGGUGUUUCAAUUAUAUUAUUUAUUAUUUGUGAAUAGGCGAGGAAGGAACAAGUCAGACUUCCGUGCCAGCUCUAGCAGCGUAUGAUGCAACUCAAGUCAUUCCUGGUGUUGGUCUUCCAGUGAAAGCAAGCAAUGUAGUUCUCCCUGACUCCAAAGAUGUCGACGCGCAUUUGUAUGGAGAGGGCAGUAAAGGUAAAGUAAAAAAUCUUUGUUUUGAAAUUGUGUUGUAAUUCUCAGUGGCGAAGCCAGCCCGACAAUUUGGACAUGCUAUGCAAAUAUUUCCGUGCCCAUACACCAUGAAAACAAUCAAUUUCUAAAGAAAUGAAUAAUGAUAAUGAUUUGAAAUUUGCAUAGCAUGACCGAAUUGUCGGGCUGGCUUCGCCACUGGUAAUUCUUGUAAUUCUUAUAUAAUUUAUUGUAAUGUUCGUUUCUUUGUAUUGUGUCGACAGUAUAUAAGGUACAUUAUAUAAAGUCUAUGGCAAAAAAACCCAGAAAGUCUUUUAUUUAUAAAAGGUGGCCAAGUAUGAAAAGUAUUUCUGUUCAUUAAGACUUUCGAUUCUUGUUUCAGAUAACCGUAAGAUAGCGGUCACUAAACCCUCGGCAACAGCGUCAUCAGAGUUCCCGUACCCACCUGCCUUUAGACAGUCGACUCAGUCUCUUUUUGAAAAUCGUCCUGGUAACUUUUCUCAAAACAUCCCCGGUCUUGAUAUGUCAAUCACAGAUGUUCAGGUCAAACAAGAAAACGAAGGUAAUAUCUACAGAUAAUGUCACCAAUCUGAAAUAACUAUGUAAGCUUUAAUUUUUCCUCACUAAUAUUCGCUUUCUUUUUGUUUUAAUGAAGGCUACAAGAUCCCACGUCUUCCAGGACCACCUAAACUUCGAUUACCUACCCACCUUCCGACUCCCCAAUCAAAUCCAGGGAACCAUCUUCCUCAAGGAAAUCACCCACCUCCAGGAAAUCGCCCACCUCUUGCAAGUCAUCCAGGUAAUCGGCCACCUUUCGGUCCUGGUCCGAGAUACGGUUUUGAUUAUCGUGGACCACCAGGACCAAGAGGUCCAGAUCCAAACUUUAGACCUUCUGGUCAGUUUCAGCCAAACCAAUAUAUGCGUUUCCCGGGGCCACAGGGUCCUGGAGGUUCUAGAGGUAGUUAUGGACCUCAAAAAGGGCCUGGUGGCCCGCAUCCCGAACCAUGGGGUGCUCCCCAUCACCUAGGACCACGUGGUGUCCCUUUUGAUCCUUAUAGACCUCCAGACGGCCAACAUGGAGGACCAAGGCCACAGAAUAUACCUCCUGAUCACUUUGGCCAUAGAGGUGGUCUACAAGAAGGGCCACGGCCACAUGGAGGUCCAAUCGGUGCCUAUGUACGUCCAGACGGCCAACAUGGAGGCCCAAGACCACAGAAUAUUCCUACCAGCCAACAUGGACUUGGAGACGGUUCUCAAGGAGGACCACGCGGCCCCUCAACUGAUCCAAACGUACAUCCAGACAGCCAACCUGGAGGCCCAAGGCUGCCACUAAAUAUGCCUCCUGGUUUGCAAGGAGGACCACGUUCACGUAGACUUCCAAGCGAUCAUAACGCACGUUCAGAGGACCCAAAUCCAUUCUACAAACAUGGACCUAGAGAUGGCUUGCAGGACGGGUCUCAUGACGGACCCGCUGGUGAGCAUGAAGCUCGACAUGGUAGACCAAAACCAACGGAUGUUCCUCCUGUCCAACAUGGAACAAGAGAUGGUCCGCUAGGUUCUAACGUACGUUCUGAUGAUCCAUAUGUAAGCUCAAGGCCGCCACUGAAUGUACCUUCCAGCCCACAUGAACCUAGAGAUGGUUCACACGGGCCACGUCCAGGCUCAACCGGCCCCAGCACAGGUCAAGAUAGCCCACAUGUAGGGCCAAGUGGCCACGACAUAGAUUUCAGCCAACAUGGACCAAGAGACGGGUCACAAAGGCCACGUGGACCCCCAACCGGUCCUAAUAUACAUCCUAGUGGCUCACAUGGAAGCCCGAGGCCACCACUAAAUAUACCUCCCGGCCUACAUGGUCCAAGAGAUAGUCCGAACUUUGGACCUCGUACGGUGAAUGACAAUGGUCAUCCGUUUGGACCAAGAGGUCCCAGACCUCCACAAUUUCAACAACCACGUUCAGAUCAACCGAAGCCAGAGUUAAAAUCCCCUGAAAGUGAUAAACGUGGGGAAAAUGAUCUAAGAAGGAGCCGAGAUAGUUCCCCAGGAAACAGUCCACCGGUAUCUGCUAGUAAUCACGUUAAACGAGAACGUCGUACCUCUGACCCAGAAGCACCUGGAAUCCUCGGAGACUAUCAGACCCAUAUGAAAGAAAUGCACCGUGGCAUGUUGGAAAAUUUAGCAAGCUCUGCAGUCGGACGUCUUUUUGGACAGGCAAAACCGGACAUUGUUCGUCAAGACCGACCACCACAUGGUAGACAAGAUACGGACCGUCAUCACGGACCUGAUACAGGUCGUCCAACAACAAGAGACCGUAAUAAAUCAGAAGGGGACCGACGUGGAGACCGACCACCGAAUGAACCCCGUGAUAGACCGGAUAUGGCCCACCCUGGACAUCGUCCACCACGAGAUCGCCCAGGGGACCAUGAUCGAGACCGUCCACCCUCUGACAGACCAGAUAUGGGGCGAAGAGAAGACCGUCCUCCCCAUGAUAGACCAGACAUUGGCCGUCCAAGGGACCGACCGUCUUUAGAGGGUCGUCCAAGAGAUCGUCCGCCCAGAGGUGGUCCACAAGAGAGAUCUGAUAUGGGCCAGUCUGGAGGCCGUCCACCAUUUGACCGUCAGGACUCGGGACGACAAUCGGACCGUUCGUUUGCUGAUGAAAAAAAUGCACCUGCUCACGAAAAACCCGGAUUAUUACCAAUACCUGACAUGUUUCUUGCUCGAGGCCCACUGCCAAAUGAUGGUCCACCACGUGACCCUGGAUCAGCCAAUCACCGUCCACCUGAUAGAAGACGUGAUCAUGGUCGGUUUCAAGACGGGAGAAAUGAUAUACGACCCGAUAAUCCAGGAUUUGGUAGAGGUCCUCGAGACCACCCCCCGGAAAUGCGGCAAGGCAAAGCACAAUCCGGGGGUGGUCAUAAUGAUGGACCACCAGCAGCGGGGGAAACGAGCCUUAAACCUCUUAUGAGUUUAUUAGAUGCACCCCCUGUCUCCCUUGGCAGUCCGCCUGGACAAGGUGGGGUGGAAAGCCGGGGGAGGAAACGCUCUAUGGAGCAUGAAUUUGACCGACCGCCUAAACGAAUAGGGACGAGUGACAACCGAGAGAGGCUAAGAUAG
This is a messenger RNA of Paramuricea clavata, 19760 nucleotides long. NCBI's taxonomy places the organism in Eukaryota, Metazoa, Cnidaria, Anthozoa, Malacalcyonacea, Plexauridae. The record is from the annotation of a GenBank genome assembly.